Messenger RNA from Leishmania braziliensis MHOM/BR/75/M2904, 2268 nucleotides. RefSeq lists its product as hypothetical. The coding region runs from base 1 to 2268 and encodes 755 amino acids. The transcript has a single exon. NCBI's taxonomy places the organism in Eukaryota, Euglenozoa, Kinetoplastea, Trypanosomatida, Trypanosomatidae. The record is from RefSeq and is a predicted model, not a curated record.
AUGUAUAGGCAACAGAGGGCGGAAAAUUUGCGGGGCGGCCGCGGCUACACUACAGAGGUGGCUGGGCGAGAUCGCGUGAAGUUCUUUCGUCGUCCUGCCGAGCCUGACAACACCGUUCUGGAGAACGCCAACUAUAACACAAACACUUCUACCCGCGCGGACGCGAUGCAGGCGCAGUUUGCCGCGAGCUGCCCAUCCUUUUCGAUGUCGUCCCAUGUGGCUGCCUUUUCGUCAUCUGUGCCCCACAGUGGGAAGACUGAGCGUACUCUCCGGGGACGCUCCUCCGCCCACGACUGGCGUUCACCCCAAGCCAACUCCACAGGCGAGAUCGGCGGCAACGGCCUUGGCCGUAGAGGCGGUGCUGGCCCGCGAAGGGCAAAGCCGUAUCACCUUCCCGCUAUCGAAAGAGCCGACGCUGCCGACGGCAUCAACAGCGGAGGUGAAACCCAGCAAAGCGGGCGCGCUGCGGCGUCGGUGCAGACCAUGUAUCGCGACAACGAAGCACAGACCGAUCCGUACUCACCCGACUACUUCAUCCCGGAGGGAGCCCCCACCCCAGAGAUCCUGGGGCUUCAGAGCCUCACCUACCAGAAUCGCGGACUUCCUGCUGGGAUGGAAGGUGUGCAACUCAUCCAGCGACUGCGCCGCCGCCGUGACGUCGAGGCUUCGCUGCCAACCGGAACGGAUGCGGCUUCCAUCGAGGCGAAGUACAUUAUUCUGCACGAGCUGGAGGAAAAGGAGUGGGCGGAACGCGAGGACCAUGUGGCGCAGCUACAGCAGCGGCGGCUAGAUCGACUGAGGCAAUCGUUGCUGGCGCGCGAGGCGGCUCGUGAGGAUGCCAACCGGGAGCGGCUGGAGCAGAUCAAGUCGCAGUACCUCGAAUCCCUCGGUGGAAAAUUAAUGUCGCUGGAAAUGCGCCGUACGGCGUCAAGCAAGCGCGGCAUCGACAAGAUGGCGCAACUGAAGGCGUUGGGGGGCGGCUGCGCACCAAGCCAGGCCUUCGAGGCCGGAGCGACCCUUGGCAUUCCUCAGGUGACGGCAUCUAUUAAGAGUGCUGCGGCGGUCAUGAAGAGCGGCCGAGCCAAACCGUCUAUUGCGGCCUAUGCGCGCUACGGCAUGGCUGGCGCGCCUCCGCAGCUCGAGCAGGACGGCAUCACUGGCGGCUCUAGAGUUGACGCUCGCCUCCGCGCAGCCAGACAAGCGUUCAACUACGAUGUACGACCGCAGCUGCUGGCGGACUCGGAGAGGGCAGAGGCCGUUGAUGCUGAGCGUGGCGUCCGGAUGGACCGGGUUGCACCGAAGACGUUUGUCGUGCCGGAGAACGAGGCGGUAAAGCGUCUACCAACACUGUAUCAACGCCGCGAGGCGGAGCGAGUCCUGCACUCGUUGGAGUACGCCUACAGCAAGCUGCACCCGUCCGAGGAUGCGGAGGGCGGCAAGGCGCCUCAGCUGAGUGCGCAGCGAGUGCUGGAGUUGUACAGAGCCACACCGAAGCUGCAGCGGCCAGAGACACCAGUGUUGAAGUUGGAAGGUGAUGAUGAGGAGGAAAAGGACGAGGCCUGCAUCCUCCUUCAGCGCUUGCUGCGUGGCCGUGCCGUGCAGAAUGACUUCUUCGACGGCCGCGAGCGCUGUCGUGGGCUCAUCAAAGAACUGCAGGCAGCUUCUACAGCGCAGACGGAGAAGCGGCUGACGGCGCAGAAGGAGAAAGAGGAGGCGCUAGAAGCGGAGCGGGAGGCUGAGGCGCAGCACAUUGUUAGUAGCGCGCUCGGCUCCAUUGUACACGACACACUCGGGUUCCUCUCUCAGGAGCUGGGCCGCCAGCAGGACAUGGCGGCCCUGCGGCAGUUGCAGGAGGAGGCCGAGGUGGUGCGUGCCAUUCGCGAGGCGGCCGAGCGUGCCCGUCGUGCGGAGGUGCGCCAGAAGCGUGACCGAAAUGAGGUCGCCUACGCGGCGUACAUGCGUGCCACUGACACGACGCUGCAAUGCUUCCUUGACGACGUUACGCUCUCGGCGGUGGAGGAGACGGCAAUGGCUGUGGCGGUGGAGGCGGAGCGGGCUCGCCAAGCGGCCUGCCCCUCACCGCGGCAUCCUUCGACCGAGGAAGAGGCGGAGAACAUCGUGUGCGACAUGCUGGAUGGAUUUGUUAUUCCAGCGAUUGUGGAUGCUAUUGAGCUGCAGGACCGCGAGGUGGAGAAGAAGGCGGUAGCAGGAGCGGCGCUUGAUGCUGCGCAUAAAUUGAGUAAGGAGAGCGCCAGCCCACACCGAUGA